This is a messenger RNA of Ochotona princeps (American pika), 1162 nucleotides long. It is a transcript of the gene ERCC1, whose product is annotated as ERCC excision repair 1, endonuclease non-catalytic subunit. Gene Ontology annotation, cellular component: nucleus; ERCC4-ERCC1 complex; nucleotide-excision repair factor 1 complex. The record is from RefSeq and is a predicted model, not a curated record. Gene Ontology annotation, molecular function: single-stranded DNA binding; damaged DNA binding. Bases 152 to 1057 code for a protein of 301 amino acids. The transcript has 9 exons. Gene Ontology annotation, biological process: mitotic recombination; UV-damage excision repair; meiotic mismatch repair. NCBI's taxonomy places the organism in Eukaryota, Metazoa, Chordata, Mammalia, Lagomorpha, Ochotonidae.
GCUUGCCCGAACUCGGGUACGGAGGGCUAGGGAACCCCGAGAUUGUCGGGGGCGGCAUGGUCGGGGUCGCAGCUGGGAGUGCGGGGCCGAGUAACCCAGAUGCCUAGGCCUCAGUCACUCCCGCCGCUGCGUGUUCCUCCGCAGGCUCCUGAUGGAACCCGGAAAAGCUGAGGAGAGGGUGCCGCCGGCCGCGGGGACCCCCGUAAGGAAGAGAUUCGUCAUCCCCCGGGACGACGAGGAGGUCCCUCCCGCGGGGGCCAAGCCCUUGUUCAAACCCACGCGCAGCCUCGCCACCUCGUUGACCCCAGAGACCCCGGCCCGGCCAGCCCCCCAGACCUAUGCGGAGUAUGCCAUCUCCCGGCCUCCGGCAGAGGCUGCAGCCCCGUGCCCCCCGGCCGCGGAGCCCCUGGCCGGCGAGGCCCCCAACCAGGCCCUGAAACCCGGGACGAAGUCCAGCAGCAUCAUCGUGAGCCCCCGGCAGAGAGGUAACCCUGUGCUUAAGUUUGUGCGCAACGUGCCCUGGGAGUUCGGUGAAGUCCUCCCAGACUAUGUGCUGGGCCAGAGUACCUGUGCCCUCUUCCUCAGCCUCCGCUACCACAAUCUGCACCCUCACUAUAUCCACGAGCGCCUGCAGAGCCUGGGCAAGAACUUCGCCCUGCGCAUCCUGCUGCUGCAGGUGGACGUGAAAGACCCGCAGCAGGCGCUCAAGGAGCUGGCCAAGGUGUGCAUCCUGGCCGACUGCACCCUCAUCCUAGCCUGGAGCCCCGAGGAGGCCGCGCGCUACCUGGAGACCUACAAGGCCUACGAGCUGAAGCCUGCCGACCUCCUGAUGGAAAAGCUGGAGCACAACUUCCUGUCCCGGGUGACUGAGUGCCUGACCACUGUGAAGUCUGUCAACAAAACUGACAGCCAGACACUGCUGGCCACGUUCGGAUCUCUGGAACAGCUCGCAGCCGCCUCGCGGGAUGAUCUGGCCUUGUGCCCUGGCUUGGGCCCCCAGAAGGCCCGGCGGCUCUUCGACGUCUUCCAUGAGCCUUUUCUGCGUGUGCCCCGGUGAGCACAGUCCGCGAGGACCGUGCCCCUGCCAGCCCCCGGGGAGACGCUGGCCAGAGCUCCCCAUUGUACACAAUAAAGCUGCACCAGGUCUGAGUGCCAGUCUGGG